This is a messenger RNA of Octodon degus (degu), 2693 nucleotides long. RefSeq names its product RNA-binding protein 39. Gene Ontology annotation, cellular component: nucleus. The transcript has a single exon. Gene Ontology annotation, molecular function: RNA binding. The coding region runs from base 708 to 1829 and encodes 373 amino acids. Gene Ontology annotation, biological process: mRNA processing. The record is from RefSeq and is a predicted model, not a curated record. NCBI's taxonomy places the organism in Eukaryota, Metazoa, Chordata, Mammalia, Rodentia, Octodontidae.
UUCUUUUAGAUUUGUUUAGGCGUAUCCGCCCUGUGAGCCCUAUUAAUAGGGCUGGGCGGUAUCGCGGCCUGGGCCUAGGUGUUAACAGUAGCGACAGCGGCAGCCGACUUUCCGAAUACGAGCACUACAGGCGUCCGAAAGCCCGCACAGGUGUUUAGAGAAAAUGGCAGACGAUAUUGAUAUUGAAGCAAUGCUUGAGGCUCCUUACAAGAAGACUUGCCUAACGAUAUCUCACCUCUACUCCCAUGAAUUCACCUUUGAUUCCAGUGUGAACUGUCAAUCAUAAGGAUGAGAACAAGUUGAGCAGUGCUAACGGCCAUGAAGAACGUAGCAAAAAGAGGAAAAAAAGCAAGAGCAGAAGUCGAAGUCAUGAACGAAAGAGAAGCAAAAGUAAGGAAAGAAAGCGUAGUAGAGAUAGAGAAAGAAAAAAGAGCAAAAGCCGGGAACGGAAGCGAAGUAGAAGCAAAGAAAGGAGACGGAGCCGUUCAAGAAGUCGUGAUCGUAGAUUCCGAGGCCGCUACAGAAGUCCCUACUCCGGACCAAAAUUUAACAGUGCCAUCCGAGGAAAGAUUGGGUUGCCUCAUAGCAUCAAAUUAAGCAGACGACGUUCUCGAAGCAAAAGUCCAUUCAGGAAAGACAAGAGCCCUGUGAGGGAACCUAUUGAUAAUCUAACUCCAGAGGAGAGAGAUGCAAGGACAGUUUUCUGCAUGCAGCUUGCAGCAAGAAUUCGACCAAGAGAUUUGGAAGAGUUUUUCUCUACAGUAGGAAAGGUUCGAGAUGUGAGGAUGAUUUCUGACAGAAAUUCAAGACGUUCCAAAGGAAUUGCUUAUGUGGAGUUUGUUGAUGUUAGUUCAGUGCCUCUAGCAAUAGGAUUAACUGGCCAACGAGUUUUAGGAGUGCCAAUCAUUGUGCAAGCAUCACAGGCAGAAAAAAACAGAGCUGCAGCAAUGGCAAACAAUUUACAAAAGGGAAGUGCUGGACCUAUGAGACUCUAUGUGGGCUCAUUACACUUUAACAUAACUGAAGAUAUGCUUCGAGGGAUAUUUGAGCCUUUUGGAAGGAUUAAAAGUAUCCAGCUCAUGAUGGAUAGUGAAACAGGUCGAUCUAAGGGAUAUGGAUUCAUUACAUUUUCUGACUCAGAAUGUGCCAAGAAGGCUUUGGAACAGCUUAAUGGAUUUGAACUAGCAGGAAGGCCAAUGAAAGUUGGUCAUGUUACUGAACGUACAGAUGCUUCUAGUGCUAGUUCAUUUUUGGACAGUGAUGAGCUGGAAAGGACUGGAAUAGACUUGGGAACAACUGGUCGUCUUCAGUUAAUGGCUAGACUUGCAGAAGGCACUGGCUUGCAGAUUCCACCAGCUGCACAGCAAGCGUUACAAAUGAGUGGUUCUUUGGCAUUUGGUGCUGUGGCAGAAUUCUCUUUUGUUAUAGAUUUGCAAACACGACUUUCCCAACAGACUGAAGCUUCAGCUUUAGCUGCAGCUGCCUCUGUGCAACCCCUUGCAACACAGUGUUUCCAACUCUCUAAUAUGUUUAAUCCUCAAACAGAAGAAGAAGUUGGAUGGGAUACAGAGAUAAAGGAUGAUGUGAUAGAAGAGUGUAAUAAACAUGAAGGAGUUAUUCAUAUUUAUGUUGACAAGAAUUCUGCUCAGGGCAAUGUGUACGUGAAGUGCCCAUCAAUUGCUGCAGCUAUUGCUGCUGUCAAUGCAUUGCAUGGCAGAUGGUUUGCUGGAAAAAUGAUAACAGCAGCAUAUGUACCUCUUCCAACUUACCACAACCUAUUUCCUGAUUCUAUGACAGCAACACAACUACUGGUUCCAAGUAGACGAUGAAGCAGGAUAUAGUCUUUUAUGUACAUAGCUUUUUUUUCUUGAGAAUUCAUCCUAUCUUUUAUUUACAUAAAAAAAAUAAAGAGGCAAGGGUCUACUGUCAUUUGUAUACAAUUCCUGUUACUUGAAGAAAAUAAAAAUGUUAACAGGAAUGCAGUGUGCUCAUUCUCCCUAACUAGCAAAUCCCAAUGUAUACAAAGCUGUUCUCUUGUUCUGCCUUUUUAAAUGUUCAUGUAGAAAAUUAUAUUAAGGUUCUAUAGGAAUAGCUCUAGAGGAACAAAUGUGCUUUCUGUAAAAAGGCAGACAGGUAUGUAAUGAUGUUUUUAAUGUUUCAGAAGCCUAACUUUUUACACAGCAGUUACAUUUCACUAAGUUGAUACUUGGUUGAUGGUGUAGCAGGUUUCUAAAAUACACAUUUAAUGUAUGGAAAUUCAAGUUGGCUAAAGGGCUGUUCAGCUAGCAUCUCAUCUUCCAUUCUGAUCAUUUGGGAAGAAAGGGAGAUUUCAAAAUUAUAUUUCUUGAUGGUAACUUUUCAAUUAAUGUAUCUGUAAAACAUUUCUUUGUAAAUAUUAUGUGUUCUGGUGUGUCUUAAGAUUCCAAACAAAAUGAUCCCUGCAUUUCCUGAAGAUGUUUAGUAACAACCUGAUUAACUAAGCAAUCUGAGGAAGAAAUAGGAAAUGCAGAAAUAGGUUUUGUCUGGUUGCAUAUAAUCUUUGCUCUUUUUAAGCUCUGUGAGCUCUGAAAUAUAUUUUUGGGUUACUUCAGUGUGUUUGACAAGACAGCUUGAUAUUUCUAUCAAACAAAUGACUUUCAUAUUGCAACAAAUCUUUGUAAGAACCACUCAAAUAAAAUUCUCUGAAAAAGGAA